AUGGCCGAGGACGAGGUUGUGCGUGACUUCAAGAAGUCACUGAGCCGAAGCGGUUCACAGCAGGCGCGUGGUCUCCAGAACGAUGACUUCCAGGUUCGCUGCCAGCGUUCUCCAUCCCUUCCAGAGCUGGCAGUCGAGCCAUUGUUUCCUGAACUGGGCCGGGCCAGCGAUAUCGCUCAACCUGGGGGGUUUCGACGUGAGCACGUCUUACGCCACGCGCCGAAUGCUGCAGCGCAGCGUCCCCUGCUGGAUUCGAUGCUCGACCCACGCUUGCAGCACUACUUUGCCAAGAGCAUAGAUUUGCAGGCAGAGUCCUCCACAGCCUCAACGGUCAGUGUCGGAGCUUCCAACCUGUCGACAGUACUUGUCAUUCUCAAGUCCACUGUGGGUGGCACGCUUAUCAUCAUCCCGGGCGCUUUCUCUCGUACGGGAAUCCUUCUGGCUCCGUUGGAGUUGAUCUUCAUUGGGGGCAUCGAAAUUUAUUGCAUGGUUCUCCUCGUGAGGUGUGUUCGCACGCUUGGCGGCGGAACUUAUGGCGACAUCGCCAGGCGGGCCAUAGGGCCGCUUGGCAGCUGGGCUGUGGAUGUGAGCAUACUGCUCUCCCAGACUGGCUUUGUUUGCUCCGAGAUGCUUUACGUCGCACUCAAUUGCCAUGGAGCACUGAAGGCUUUAAACCUGUCGUCACCCCUGUGGUCCGAGGUCAACAUCCUCCUUUUGCAGCUUUUGGUAGUGAUCCCCAUGUCUUGGAUUCGGCAGCUCAAAUAUUUUCAGAUUUCCAACCUCAUUGCCAACACCACGGUUCUUCUUGCCUUGGCAAUCUUGCUUGCCUACGCGAUCAUCGGCCUUGCUGGUGAUGAGGUUGGACACGGCAUAGAGUUGGCAGGUCCCAAUUGGAUGGUUUUCGCUGGUACAGUCGUGUUUUCUUUUGAGUGCAUCAACUUCGUGAUACCGAUGUACGAUGCCCACGAGCAGAAAGACACGUUCGCGCCCAUCCUUGUGGUAACUUUAUGUGGCGUGUGCUGCUUGUUCAUUGUGUUUGGAGCUGUGAACUACAUGCGCUACGGUGAAGACACCAGGGAUGUGAUCACAUUGAACUUGCCCAAGGGCACCAGGGUGGGCCGUGUGCUUCCCUUUGCCUUUGCUCUGGCAUCGCUGUUCAACGUGCCUCUCUUCCUCUUCCCUGCAGCCGCCUACCUGGAAACACUGCUUUUCGGCGAUGUAUCUGCACCUGGUCCUCAAACACUGUUGAAGAUCAACGGCAUGAGGACACUUUUGAUCUGUGCUUGUGCCAUCAUCUCGGUUUUCGGCAAAGAUCGAAUCGACGCCUUUGUCUCAUUGAUCGGAUCUUUUUGCUGCGUGCCCUUGGCUUUCAUUUUUCCCAUCAUCUGCUACGUCAAGAUCUGCAAGCCCGGCAAAGUGGAAGCUGCGCUGGAUGGAGCUGUUCUGCUCCUGGGUGCUAUCUUGUUUGUCUACACCUCCUGGUCGGCUGUCCAGCAGCUCACUCAUCCCGCACAUCACUAG
Symbiodinium natans is the source of this 1521-nucleotide messenger RNA. NCBI's taxonomy places the organism in Eukaryota, Dinophyceae, Suessiales, Symbiodiniaceae. The record is from the annotation of a GenBank genome assembly.